Molecule: messenger RNA, 2764 nt
Organism: Cylas formicarius (sweet potato weevil)
Lineage: Eukaryota; Metazoa; Arthropoda; Insecta; Coleoptera; Brentidae
Gene: Fem-1
Product: protein fem-1 homolog B
Exons: 9
Coding region: 207-2162 (651 amino acids)
Molecular function (GO): protein binding
Source: RefSeq, a predicted model, not a curated record
ACAACCUCAUUCGAAUUUGAAAAAUUUUUAGUAGAGUUUAGGAUCCCCUCUCGUCUAAUAACAUGCGCUUGGAAAAAUUCGAAUCCCCUCUCAUCCCACCUCAUACGUCAACAAAAAAUUCAAGGUACGUGAUUCGCAUUUUCCGCCGCAGUUGAAAAUAGAAAUCUGCGAUGCGAAACGCUUUUUGAUUUUUGGUCCAAAAAAAAAUGAGUGACUGCGGAAGUAAUAGUCUCGAACAAUUGAGAUAUCAAGUUUAUUAUGCUGCUAAGAAAGGUAUGCCGAAUUAUUUGUAUACCCUUCUUUCUGAUAUUAAAAAGUCGGAAAUUAAUGACCUAUUAAAUCAGAAAGUUGUUGAUGGGGGCACUGAUAAGUGCACCCCUCUAAUUAUAGCAUCAAAAUAUGGGUACGACAAAGUUGUUCGAAUGCUGCUGACAAAGUUUAACCCAAAUAUUGAAGAAGAAGGUGUAGUGAAGUUUGAUGGUUAUGUAGUUGAAGGAGCUAGUGCUUUGUGGUGUGCAGCCUGUGCAGGCCAUUUACAUGUGGUUAAAACUCUUGUUAGAGCCGGAGCAAAUGUCAAUCAUCCCACUAAAACGAAUUCUACUCCUUUAAGAGCAGCCUGUUUUGAUGGGCGACUUGAUAUAGUCAAAUACUUAGCUUGUCACAAGGCUGAUAUUCAUAUAGCAAACAAAUAUAACAACACCUGCCUCAUGAUUGCAGCAUAUAAGGGACAUUUAGAUGUAGUCAGUUUUCUACUCGAAAAUGGAGCAAACCCAAAUGAAAGAGCAUUAUGUGGGACAACAGCUUUACAUUUUUCCGCAGAAUCUGGUCAUUUGGAAGUUGUGAAAGAGUUAAUGAGUUAUGGAGCACAAUUUUAUUCGAGUGAUGCUGGAAUGACUCCUAUAAAAUCUGCUGCUGAAAGAACACAGUAUAAAAUAGUUGAGUUUUUAUUAGAUCAAUCAGAUAUUACUAAAGAAGAACAAAUUGAAGCAUUAGAACUAUUAGGAGCUUCAUUUGCCAAUGACAAGGAAAACUAUGACAUAGUAAAGGCAUAUAAGUACAUGCAUAUGUCUAUGGCACUCAGGUACAAUGAUCCAAAUCAUGUGAUAAAAAAACGGGAGUUGCCACCUAUCCCAGCAUAUGAAAAUUGGAUUGAAUGUCGAAACUUGACUGAACUUGAACUUAUUCAAGGUAAUUCAAACAGUCUACAUAUGGAAGCAUUGACAAUAAGGGAAAGAAUUUUGGGAAUUCACAACCCAGAAGUUCCUCAUCCAAUAAUUUAUAGGGGAGCAGUUUUUGCUGAUAAUGCCAGGUUUGAUAGAUGCCUGGAGCUAUGGCUUCAUGCAUUAAAACUUAGGCAGACAAACAACAUUUCCGUUGUUAAGGAUCUCCUGAGAUUUGCUCAAGUCUUUUCACAAAUGUUACAUGUUGGAGUGCAACUAACAUAUGAACAUGUAACAGAAGUCUUAUCAGCUGCCAUAGUAGAACUAGAAAGAAAUAAAAACAAAGUAUGCAUACUGAAUGCAGAGGAUCUUAAAUCACAUGAGGACGACAUUGAAAGCAAUCUCACAAUUACUUUGUACCUGCUUACGAUUUUAACAAAAUUAUUUAAGAAAUGCAAUGACGAGGAAACAUUUAAUGUUCAACGAAUGGUGUUUUUAUUAAAUCAAAUGAAUAUCAAACUUAGAGAUGGACAAACUCUUCUGCAUUUGGCUUGUAAUUCGGAAACUCCUGUAGAUGACUUUCAUACAAAUGAUGUGUGCAAAUUUCCUUGUGCUGAGACCGCCAGGUUAUUAAUUAAAUGUGGAGCUGAUGUAAAUGCAAUGGACAACGAAAGAAAUACACCUCUUCAUAUUAUUGUCAACUACCAUAAUGCCAUUUCUGAUUUUACGACUUUGCAUUCAAUUAUUACUGAUUUAGCAAAAAAUGGUGCACAUGUGGAUAUAGUAAAUAAUAAAGGAGAAACUCCCUUGGAAUCCUCCACAACAGGUGUAGCAGAGAUAAUACUCAAAACACAUAUUAAAUUAAAUUUAAAGUGCCUGGCUGCAAAUGCCAUUAAAAUCAAUCAUGUUCCUUAUCAGGGACAAGUACCCUCAAGUUUGGAAGAGUUUAUUGAGCUUCAUGGAAAAGGAGUGGAAAGAUUGAAAAACGAUGGAAGGUGCUAAUGAUUAAUGAUUAACUUUUAUAGGGUUAAAUUGUAAAUUUUGUAAAAAAUUGUUUUGCAUAAAUGUUUUAUUUUAACAGUUUUUAUAAGUGAUGAAAAAAUGUUCUUUCCUCUUUUUCUUCAAUUUUAUUUUAAGUUUAUUUGAAUGGCUGUGUUAAUUUCAAUGACAAAUAAUCAAAAGUAAUCUCAAUGCCUUUUAUUUCUAGUUACUUUUCUCAUAGGGUCAUAGCCGUUGAGUUUUUGGGCGACAAUAUCAUCAAUUAUUGGAUGUUUUUUUAUGUUAUCUCAGAGCUUUCAACAGCGAACUGCUAUAUGCGAUUUUUACAAUGCAUCUCACGAAAUAAUACUAUUAUGCAAAUUAUUCUUCAACGCGGCGCAUUUUCAGAAUUCCAAAUAAAAGUAAGUUAUAUCUUAAAAAGUAUUUUUUAUACAUUUUUUUAUCAAUUUAGUAAAUGUUUAUGUCAAAUAAAGGUCACUUGCUGUUUAUUUUACUCUGUGAUGGCGCUUUCUACAAGUGAUUCACUUCUUCAAGUUUUCUUUAUAAGUUUACGUGUUAGCCACUUCAUACUAAUUGUUAUUAACAAAAAAUAAUCUUUCUGUAAA